UAAUCUGCAAUAACCUAUUAUAGUGCAAUAACUUAUUGUGAACGAGUAAUUAAAAAACAGUGGAAGUAUCUCUGAAAUUAUGAGUUUUGAAUAUGAUACUAAAUGGUUAUUUCAGCCUGCUGCAAGGUUUUGUAAUUGCAAAUCGCAAAAUUGUCAUUGCGGAGAAACCAAUGUACAUGAAUGGCAAUGGGAUAAAAAUAAUGCUACGUAUUCGAUUGUGUUAUCAGAAAAUGAUUUAGAAGUCCAAUUUCACAAUGAAUAUAGUUUUGGUACAGCAGCUGUGAGAGGUACCAAAGUGUUAGAAAAAGGAAGAUACCAUUACUGGGAAAUCAAAAUGCUCACUCCCACGUAUGGGACAGAUGUUAUGGUUGGAGUUGGAACAAAUAAAGUGGAUUUAAAUAGUACAAGAAAUGUUUUUUAUUCUUUUCUUGGGCUUGACCAAGAAUCUUUUGGUUUUUCUUAUCAAGGUUACAUACAACAUGAUGGUGAAAAACGUAGGUAUGGCCCUUGCUUUGGAUUGGGUAGCAUAGUAGGAAUAUACUUGGAUUUAUGGAAGGGCAAUUUAGAAUUUUUCCUUAAUAGAAAACCAUUAGGUAUUGCCUUUGCUGGAUUAAGGGACUUAAUGUUAUAUCCUAUGGUAUGUUCUACAGCUGCACAAAGUAGAGUCAAAUUGACUUAUAGUUACUCUGUACCAGCAUCUUUACAAAUAACUUGUUUGUCAGUAUUAAAAUCAUCACAUAGAACAUAUUUAUCAACUAUGUUUCCAGGAUUACGAUAUCUUACUGAGAGUAUCUUUGCAGAAAUUUUAAAAACUCAUUCAAAUGAUAAUGAUGAGAAUGAAAAAGAUGAACGAGAAUCUUUAACAGAGUACAUGAUUUUAGAUGAUUUUGAUUUUGCACUAGUAGGUGUAGGUAGAAACAAAAAGAAAUAGUGCAAAUGUGAUAAUUACACUAUAACUAAACAGACAUAAUUUUA
Molecule: messenger RNA, 975 nt
Organism: Eufriesea mexicana
Lineage: Eukaryota; Metazoa; Arthropoda; Insecta; Hymenoptera; Apidae
Product: SPRY domain-containing SOCS box protein 3
Exons: 5
Coding region: 80-931 (283 amino acids)
Biological process (GO): proteasome-mediated ubiquitin-dependent protein catabolic process
Cellular component (GO): SCF ubiquitin ligase complex
Molecular function (GO): protein binding
Source: RefSeq, a predicted model, not a curated record